GAAGAAAUUCAGGGAGUGCCUGUGUGUUUCAUGGACGAGGAACUGGAAAAUGGUCAAGUGAACAUUUCCCCUAGUCAUUUAUGGAGCUGUGUUAUAAGAUAGUUAUGCGUAUUUUAUCGCUGUCAUAAACUUGUAUAGACCUUCAAAAAAGAUAAUUUACAUUUCUUGAGGACUUGAAGACCGUCUAACGCGAGCUCAGGAAGGUCCUGUGGUGUACAUGGCACUACAUGCGGCUGCACCAUGAGCGGCGAGCCGGAUGCCUUGGCUGUGGUCAACCAGCUCCGUGAUUUAGCUGCUGACCCGCUGAACAGGCGCGCAAUUGUUGAAGAUCAGGGCUGUUUGCCGGGACUCAUCCUCUUCCUUGAUCACCACAACCCACAAGUCGUCUACUCGGCACUGCUGGCUGUGCGCUACCUGGCAGAAUGUCGAGCCAACAGGGAGAAGCUGAAGGGCGUUUUGGGAAUGAUGCUGAGUCUGCAGAAUGUCAUGCAGAAGAGCACAUCCCCAGGGGAGACCAAAUUGCUGGCUUCGGAAAUCUACGAGAUCCUGCAGAACUCGAGCAACGCUGAGGCUGAACAGGCCGAAGCAGCCGCCUCGUGCCGCCGUAAGGCUCAGUUCUUCCUGGGUUCCACCAACAAGCGGGCCAAGACCGUGGUGCUGCAGAUCGACGGCUUGGACGACCCAACACGUAGGAGCCUGUGUGAGGAGGCUUUGCUGAAAAUCCGCGGAGUCAUCAGCUUCACCUUCCAGAUGGCUGUGAAGAGGUGUGUGGUCAGGAUCCGUUCCGACCUGAAGGCCGAGGCUCUGGGAACCGCCAUCGCGUCAACCAAAGUGAUGAAAGCGCAGCAGGUGGUGAAGGGAGAGGACGGGAAUGAGAUGGUAAUCCCGUUGCAGGAGGAUUCGGACGUGGAGGUGGAGCAGAACACGGACUUGCCGGAGUACCUCCCUGAGGAUGAGAGUCCGGCUCAGGAGCAGCACAAGGCCGUGUCUCGCCUGGGCUCCAUGCAGGACGGUAUGGGCUGGCUGAGCACGGCCGCCAACUUCCUGUCCCGCUCGUUCUACUGGUGACCCCGCGCCAUAACCCGCCGCACCGAGUGCACAAACACUACUGCAGGCUGCUGCAAACUAACUCAAGUCCUCCUAAAGCUCACGUUAGCGCCCACGCCACAAGAGACACCAAGCCAUAGAACAACAAAGGCGGCUUUCACAAUGAGCAUCUCCUCCGUAGCGCUAUCUCUCUCUCUACUUCUCCUUUCAGCCAGAAAAUGUUUUUUUUUUUAAAGACGGUUUGGUCCAGUUUCUUCUCCUCAUGGGUCCAUGUGUGAUACCAGACAACAGCGUUGGGUAUUAGUGUGUGUUCUCGUGUGGUGUGUUGUUUUUUUUUUUAAAUUUUUUUUUUUUAAAUUUUUUUUUUUUUUGGGGGGGGGUUACUCAGCGCUGUGCCAGGUUGCGUACUCUUCCUGGCAACAAAUUUUCAGUUUUGUACGAAGGAACUUUUUCUCGUGCAGGAAGUUUGAGCCCUCAAGAAGUUUUCCCACCUUUUCCUGUGUCGCAUUUCGCCUUUGCAUCUCACAUCUUGUGUGUUUUAUCUGUUGUUUUUUUUCUUUGCUAAUUUGUAGAAAACCGACGAUCUGUUUUAAAUUCACUUUAACCCCUCGGGAUGCCCUGCUUUCUACCCAUGCCUUUUUUUCAUCCUCUUUUUGUGUGUGUGUGUGUGUGUGUGUGUGUGUGUGUGUGUGUGUGUGUAAGAGAGACUGACUUUUCAAUGCCUUUUCCUAUUCCCAUAUCAACCUCUGAAGACUUAACCCUUGUCCUGAUUCAUGUAUUGGCGUUAAGGGAAUGGGAGAAACAUCAGCAAUAGCUGCUGUAGAGUCAUUGAGCGAAGCUGUAAUACUGUAAUAUAAUCUAAUGACUCCUGAUGCAUGCGGGGGGGAGGGGGAAAUAAAACAUAAAAACAAAAUGCACGCUAUUGCUACUUGGACUACUAACAGUUCCUCAUGCUACGUGCCACCAGCUGUAGUAAUUACUCUAAUACCAGAGAGCUGACGACUGAAUUCGAGUCGGAAAGCUAGGUUCAUUUGGGAGCUUUAAUAUUCUUGCAAAUAAUUUUCUUUAUCGUUGACUGUCUAUAACACAAGUAUUAGUAUUCUGGUUUUUGGUAUUAUUAUUAUUAUUAUUAUUAUAGUUGGGAUUUUCAUCAGGCCUCAUUUAAGCUAAUCGCCAAAAAAAAAAAACACGCACAAUCAGUGCCUGUGACUCUUGUGUAAUAAAACCACUUCGAUUUGCGUAAUCUUUUGAGUAUAUGAACAAAAAGAUGAGGAAAAAUUCACCAACAGUGUUAUUUAAACGCAACAUCAGAUUGACUAAGUGCUGAAUGUCUCUCAUUAUUUUAUCCACAUUCACCGGAUAUGAGCAAUCGUGCACUCUGAUGGCUACUCUACUCAUGGUAUAUGAGCUAAUAUCCUAGUAGUAGAGGGGGGAAAAAUGGCAGAAUGUGUUGCUGAGUCAAGCGAGGACAAAAUAAAAACUCAAAAACACCCCCCCAAAAAUUAAGUAUUUUAAAAGAAACAGAAAUGGCUAAAAAAAAAAUCUCCUUUUCUACACUCCAGCCCAGUCGGUGGCGAUAGAGCUUCUUUAAGCUGGUUUGCCAACCAGCAAAAAAAAAAAAAAAUCCUAAAAAACAACAAAAUAAUAGUGGAGCAUGUUACUGAACCAACCGAAGAUGAAAUGAAAACUCUACUGAAAACAAAACUUCCCAAAAAAAGCAACAAAAUAUGAGGGGGGAAAAGUAUUUGAUGGUAAGAGCGUGUUGUCUCCCCCCCCCCCCCCCCCCCAUAAUUAUUUUAUCAUUUUUCACAAAUUACUCCUGUCAUUUUGCCGGUUUGUUUACAUUCUGAGCGGAAAUGAUUUUGUCGGACAUUUUGUAUAAAGUUUUUUUUUUAUCGAACUUGCAAAAACAAAAGUAAAAAUGCUCUAUUUCUCAAAAUCCAGUGAAUGUGGAUGGAAUAAAACAGUUAUUCCACUCAAUCUCAUCGUACACGGCUUAUAGACAACUCGGUGCUACGUGCCUCAUCGGCUAUCGGCUCAUAUACGACUCGAUUUCAUGGAAUAACUGUUCACGAUUUCACUGUACUUGAGUUUUUGUUUUUUAAAGCGUUUAGUUUCUCACUAGUGAAUCAUUAACUUUUAGAUUGACCCCAGGUUAACGUCCGUGACAUCAGGAAGACUGUUCGAGAGCGUAGCACGUGUUUAGAAGUAGAAGCUUCUCAUGUACAGAAUACGUCUGCUGUUACGUGUAUAAAGAGUUUCAGACCAUGGAGUUAUUGCCUGUUCACAAUAAUGACCUUAUUAAAUAUAUUAAAGAAUA
Messenger RNA from Neoarius graeffei (lesser salmon catfish), 3367 nucleotides. RefSeq names its product armadillo repeat containing 1 (gene armc1). The transcript has 7 exons. Gene Ontology annotation, molecular function: metal ion binding. The record is from RefSeq and is a predicted model, not a curated record. The coding region runs from base 241 to 1068 and encodes 275 amino acids. Lineage: Eukaryota; Metazoa; Chordata; Actinopteri; Siluriformes; Ariidae.